GCAAGGUUGGCCAUGGACGACGAUGGCGGCUGCGAGGUGACCCGUAUCCUUGGCGCUCGACACCACUUUGCCGUGCUCGGCCUUGCCCGAAUCGAGUUUGCCGACCUCGCGACCGUGCGGAGGCAAUACAAGCUACUGGCGCGCGUCGUCCAUCCCGACAAGAGUGCCCAUGCUCAGGCGGAGGAGGCGUUCAAGAAGCUCAGCAUCGCAUACGAGUGCCUCGCCGACGAUGCGAGCCAGACACAGUACAUUGCAUCGAUCUCGUCCUCGAGCAAGAAGCGGCGAAGAGAUCAUGCUAAUGUCCCGCCUGCCAAGCGACCCGCGCCAGCGACGCACGGGCGGAUGCGCACGCCCGACGAGAUCUACGCCGCUUUCAUGGCCGAGGAAGAGCGACAAGCUGCCGCCGAGUUCCAAAAGCGCGGGUUCGAGCGGGUCUUUAUCGCAUCGCCCAAGACGAAGCACAAGACCAAGACCACCGAGACCCCGCUGCCAACGCCAGAGGACCAUCGCCGCGAAGCGCUGCUCGCAACCGACCUGGAGGCCAAGCGCGGCGGGUCCCCUCUCCCCCUGUAG
This is a messenger RNA of Saprolegnia parasitica CBS 223.65, 573 nucleotides long. RefSeq lists its product as hypothetical. The record is from RefSeq and is a predicted model, not a curated record. Bases 13 to 573 code for a protein of 186 amino acids. NCBI's taxonomy places the organism in Eukaryota, Oomycota, Saprolegniomycetes, Saprolegniales, Saprolegniaceae. The transcript has 5 exons.